Messenger RNA from Hibiscus syriacus, 429 nucleotides. RefSeq lists its product as uncharacterized. The transcript has 2 exons. NCBI's taxonomy places the organism in Eukaryota, Viridiplantae, Streptophyta, Magnoliopsida, Malvales, Malvaceae. The record is from RefSeq and is a predicted model, not a curated record. Bases 1 to 429 code for a protein of 142 amino acids.
AUGGGACAAGGUAGCCAUGGACUUUGUGACAGGCAUACCAAUGACCAAACAGAGGUUUCCCCUUUGAAGAAGGUUCUUCGUUUCAUGCGCAAGGGCAAGUUGACUCCUCGUUUCAUAGGACCUUAUGAGGUGCUUAAGAGAAUUGGAUUAGUGGCUUACAGACUAGCUUUACCACUAGAGUUGGAGCGUAUUCACAAUGUGUUCCAUGUAUCUAUGCUUAGAAAAUAUUGUUCUGAUCUUUCGCACGUCAUACUAUUAGGACAGAUUGAGGUCAGUUCAAAUAUAACCUAUCAAGAGGAACCAAUGAGAAUCUUGGAGAGCGAAGUGCAUGAGUCAAAAAAUAAGAGGAUCCCAUUUGUGAAAGUGUUAUGGAGGAACCAUGGCAUUGAAAAAACAACAUGGGAAAUAGAGGAGGACGUGAAGCUUUAG